This is a messenger RNA of Adineta steineri, 2685 nucleotides long. The record is from the annotation of a GenBank genome assembly. Lineage: Eukaryota; Metazoa; Rotifera; Eurotatoria; Adinetida; Adinetidae.
AUGAAACAAGAUAUUGAAAAAAUGACCUUCAAAGCCAUAUUCAGUACGAGUUAUAUUUUUGACAACGAGAAUCAAUCACCAAUCAUAAAAAAUCUUGAUAUUAUAACAAAUAAUUUGAACAAAAAGUUAAAUGAAAAUAAAAUUCGUGUUCUCAGUGGAUUUUUUCAAAAUAAUAUUCAAUCAAAAGAAAUUCUAUGUGACGAUCCGUUGAAUGGAAAUAUUCUUCAGUUAACUAUUGCUAUUUUAUAUGCAGAUGAAUGUGUUUCACAAGGCGAUGAUAUUUGUAAAAUUCAAGUUAAAGAGCAGUUAAAAAUCAUAUUUGAUCAAAUGACGAUUAUUCCUGUUAAUAUUCAAUUGGAGAACAAUCAGUUUGAAAAUAUUUAUAUAAAAAUAUGUCAUAUUUCGGAUAUAAGUGAUGAACAAAAAGACGAAACAGUUAUAGCAGCAUCAAGAAAAAGAAAGAUAAGAAAAGCAACAACAUCAGUCGCAAUUGCACCCAAACGAAUGAGAAUAUUGGCCUCGAAUCAUGAUACUCCAUAUACUCCAAUAAAGAGAUUUCGAUGUGCUUUAUGUCUCAAUAAAAUUGGACUUGUUCAAAUGGACGGCGAUUAUGGAACUAAUAUACACGAUGAUAUAAGAACGUAUACCAAUAGUCAAUCUUCAACUAUGACAUUAUAUGAAGAAACAACUCAUAAACUACAUGUUCAACUUGAUUGUGGUGGAUAUUUAGAUGGAGAUUCUACUAGCGAUCCAUGCAGUGAUUCUUUAAGUGUACAUAUAUGGGUCGAUUAUAAUGAUAAUCGAUUUGAUGAUGGAGAAAGUCAAAUUCUUCAUCGAUCCUGGCCAAAUAAUGGUGCAUCUACAGGUAUAUAUGAUUUACAAAUAUAUAUUCCUGCGAUUGAUGAUAGAAAUACAAGAGCUGGACUACAUACAAUGCGUCUUACUGUAAUGCCAAGUGAACAAUACCAAAGAGAUUGUGGUACUAUGGAUUAUAAGGAGACGAGAGAUUAUACUGUCAACAUCAUCCCGAAAGCCAGAUAUGAAAUUAUCACCACUACACCAUAUAUGUACAGAAAUUCACUUUGUUCAAUACAAUUUGGUAGAAUUAUUCUUGUUAUAAUGGCUGGUGAAGUUGGCACUGAAAUACGCGAUGAUAAAGUAUAUAAUGCAUUAACAAAUACUAACCGAAAUCAGCAUCAUAUGGCGGUUACACUUUACGAACAUACUGUAUAUUUAUUACGUAUUCAAUUGGAUUGUUCAUCUCAAUUAAAAACUGAAUUAACCGAUACAGGUUGUAAUCUAGCUCAAGACGUUAAUGUUUGGGUUGAUUGGAAUGAUGAUGGAAAUUUUGAUACGUCAGAAAUUGGAGCUCCACAUCGAUGGCCAGUUACAAGCUAUAUGCCACAAGGUGUUUAUGAUAUACAAUUAAGUAUACCUUUGAUUGAUGAAAGAUAUAUAACAAAUAGAUCACAUCGUAUGCGUAUUAUGGUUACACCAAAUGAACAGUAUCAAAGAACAUGUAGCUCUACAGAAUAUAGUGAGACGCGUGAAUACAAUGUGAAUAUUAUUUCACGAUCAUCAUAUUUACCUGCACCUGAUGUUUCCAAUUCUUAUUUGGCACCAGAGAAUAUUACAUGUUCACCACAAGUUGGUAAAAUCAUUUUUGCUAUUAUGGCUGGUGAACAUCGAACUCAAAUUCGAGAUGAUUUUUCAACAAGAACAUUGCUGGGUAAUAAAGAAAAUCAACAACAUCUUUCGAUUAUUUUACGUCAAGGUAUUACCUAUUUACUACGAUUACAAUUCGAAUGCGAUGAAAACCUCAACAGAGAUUCAUCGGAUAAGAACUGUAAUUUACCUCAUGAUAUCAAUGUAUGGAUUGAUCUCAAUGAUGAUGAACAAUUCAGUGAAUCAGAACGUGUAACUCCUUAUCGUUGGCCAUUAACCAGUUAUUUACCACAAGGAAUUUACGAUCUGCAAGUACGUGUACCUCUUAUCGAUGGUAGAAAAAUGAAAAGUGGACCGCAUCGUAUGCAACUUGUUAUUGCGUUAAAUAAACAGUACCGUCGAAAAUGUGCCUAUAGAGAUUAUAAUGAAAUACGUAAUUAUACAGUUAGAAUUGUUUCAGAUACAAUAAAAUCAGUCGAUAUUGGAGGUCCUUAUUUGACAUUAAGUGAUGCUGUUUGUAGACAAACCAAUGCUCGAAUAGUUCUUGUUAUUAUGGCUGGUGAACAAGGUACUCAAAUCAGAGAUGAUACACAUAAUAAUACUGUUGUACGAGAAUAUCAAAAUCGCCACCAUAUGGCGGUAAGCGUUUAUGAAAAUACAUACUAUCGUAUACGUAUUCAAUUGGACUGCGAUCCAGCUUCAAGUAGAGGUCCACUCAAUGAUUAUUGCAAUCUUGCUCAAGACGUUAAUGUUUUGAUCGAUUUAAAUGAUGAUGGACGUUACGAUCAAUCAGAAAGUUUUAUUCAACAUAGAUGGCCAUUGCGUAGUUCAAUUCCUUUAGGUCUUUAUGAUCAUAAAAUACAUAUACCAGCUGUAAAUGAACUACAUAGAAGAACUGGCACAUAUCGCAUGCGAAUCAUUGUUAAACCCAGUGAAGAGUACAAUGAGAAAUGUGGCCAUACCGAUUAUGCAGAGAUCCGUGACUAUACUCUACAAAUUAUACCAAGACAAGUUUAUUAA